This is a messenger RNA of Vitrella brassicaformis, 2474 nucleotides long. The record is from the annotation of a GenBank genome assembly. Lineage: Eukaryota; Vitrellaceae.
GCCAUGUCACUCUCACAUUCGUACACCUGUCGUUGGGUUCUGCCUGCCACACAGCGGCCCGUUCCCCUCCAUCCAUCUUUGCAUGCUGUCGACGGGUUUCACUUGACACAUACAUGCGUGUCUCUGUCCGUUGGUGUUUGUUCAUCUGUAGUCAAUGAACUGAUCGCUUCAGUGUCCGAGUGCUGACCCGACGUGAGGUCUGGCUGGCUUGGGCAGCCUGGCCCUCUUGGCUGGGAAGCGUCUUCGUCGUCUCUCUGCCGCUGACACCUCGAGGGGCACUGGGAGAGGCGCAGCCUGUGCCUGAAUACACAUGCGCGCACAUACAAACAUCAAUCGAUGGGAGACACCUUUGUGUGUGUGUGUGUGUGCUCUGCUUACUUGGAGCUUCCGGCAGUACUCUUGGCAAGGAGAGCCGUGGUAGAGGUGCCUGGGCUUCUCCUUGCUCUUGCGGAGCAGCAUGCCGCCAGCCGUGAUGCACUUGCAGUCUACACACACGUAAAGAUACAUGGACCAACCCAUUCGAUCACAUGGCAUGAGGUUCGCGUACCGCAUGGCUUGGGGAGUCGGUCGACUGGCGGUAGUUCCCCGAAGUCAGCGAUGCUCUUGCCCGGCACAGGGAAGUCAGGCAGACGAGGCUCGGGACCUGACCAAUCAAUCAAUAAACAAAUUGCACAUACAUGGAUGGACGCACGAAUGUGCGCUGAGUGCAUGGGCCACAUGUGUACUGACCGAGGACGAACGGCGAGGGGGCGGGCGUCGCCACUGCACACGCACGCACACACAGAGACAGGCAGAGGGAGACAUGACAUACACAGUCAUCUGUUUAUGCCUCUCUGCGUUCUGUUACCGUCGAAGAGGUCGGUGGGUGUGGCAAAGUCGGGGUCCUUGGGUGGGCAUUUCUUGGGGAAUGGAUGCGCGUCGUCAUAGGUCGAGUACUGCGGCGGGAUGAGGUUCGUGUUGACAAACAUCGAAAAGGCGCACAUCGGCGGCAAACUCACCCUCGAGCACGGACCCCUGCACUCAUUAACACACAUACGCACACGACACAUGCAGCCAGCGUGUCUGUGUCGCGUAUGUCAGUCACCUGACCUGAUGUCGUUGAACCAAAAGCCAGGGCACAUGAGCAGCGUGAGGAUGCAUUGCGGGAAGCAGAGGGGCAUGCCCAUGACUUGGUGCUGCACAUACAUGACAGAGCGAAGCAUUAAUGACAUUCAUUGCCCUGCAGUGCAGUGCAGUCGGGGUCUUCUCCCCCUUCAUCGCCUUACGAUGCCCGGGGGGAAGAAGCACAUGAAGAAGAUCGACGCGCAGUACAUGCCCAAGUACGCCAUCGCGCACCGACGGUACUUCUUGUCGUCCGUCACGCCAACCUUCGCUCGGUACUUGGCCUGACAAAGAAACCAAUCAAUCACACGAUAGAUAUGAUAUGCACACACAGCGUGUGUCUGUGGGCGUCCAUCUCUUUAUGUGUGUGUCGUACCGGGAAUGAGCUGAUGACACCGUUCAUGAUCGAGUCGGUCACGUCGGCCUCGACGAAGUCCGGCGCGCUGAUGGGAUACAGCACCGACCCGAUGCAGUUCUUGCCCGUGAUCAUAGGCAGACAGGGCAGCGGACGGGCGAUCCAGAUGGGCGACGGGAUGAGCGGAGGAACAAUGUCCACAAUCUGCACAUACAGGACAGAGACACAUAUAAACACCAUCUGCCCAUCUGUCCAUGUCUCCCUUCGCCCUUUUACCGUCGCGAGCGAGCCUUGCAGCAGGCCCUUGACACUCAUGAUGGCCAUCGUCGUGAGCAUGGCGACAGGUGGGACCAUCGCGGCUGCAGGUCCGGUGGCCGCAGACAGACUGGCAGUGAGAGACUGACCCAGGUCUUUGCCGAAGAUCCGCCGCACCGGGCUGACAACACACAAGGCACACCCGGUGUGUCUCUGUCUUUCCAUCCAUCCACCUUGGCAUUGCAUACCCGCCCGGAUAUGGCGCCUCGUGUUUGGGGUGGUCGCUCUCUGGCUGAGGCGGUGUGCUGUCGUCGCAGUGCGGGCUCGUGGCGUCGUAGUGAGACUCCGACAGCUCCUGUGCGAACCGCGACAGCUCGAAGUCGUCCAAUGCGAGUGACAAGAAACGCUCGUACUCAGCCAUCGGAAACUGCAUGGAAUCACACACACACAUCAGUGGUGUUGUGCGGUGUUGCGUCUCAGCAUCUUUGCGUGCACACAAAGAGAGCCAAGCUCGGAAGCAUACCUGUUUGAGAGCCUGUGUGUAGAUGGCGUCGAAGUGUUGUCUGAUGACACUUCUGUCGUGUUCAUCGCGAGCAAACCCAGCCACGAGGUGGAACAGGUCGUUGGCCGUCGGCUUGAAGAUGUCACAAUUGGCCGGAAGCGACGGACGCUGCACGUCAAUCCGGAUCGUGUCGUUGGUCGCGUGACACUCCGGGACGGCGAGCAGAAUCAACAACGCAGCUUGGCACAACAAGAGCGUCAU